GGAACACGAUGCGAUUCGUCAUAUGCGAGUUCGUGAACGCCGCCGCGUCUGUCUGCAUCGUGGCCUGCGCCCCCAAUCCCCUCAUCUUCAGCUGCGCGGAAGGGGACAACGCUCUCUUCAGCGGUUGGCAGCUAUGCAUAUGCAUGAGCAUGAACGCAGAUAUGGACAGAAGAGGGGAUAGCUUGUGCCGCCCGCGCCUGUGCCUUGUGCCUGACGAAGGGUCUGGCGCCAAUGCUGACUGGCCCCCCCCCCCAGAGCGAAUGAAGGUGAUAUUGGGAGCUGAGUGCA
Molecule: messenger RNA, 288 nt
Organism: Colletotrichum phormii
Lineage: Eukaryota; Fungi; Ascomycota; Sordariomycetes; Glomerellales; Glomerellaceae
Exons: 1
Source: RefSeq, a predicted model, not a curated record